UUGAAUCAUUGCCGACACCUUCAGAAAAGACGACGGGCAUGCGGAUUUCGUAGAAAGCUGGAAUAAAAUUGCAUUAAAAGAUGGUGAAAGUGAAGGUUCUGAGUAGAAAUCCAGAUGAUUACGUCCGAGAAACUAAGCAUGAUAUACACAAAGUUCCUCGCAAUUACGACCCGUCCUUGCACCCGUUUGAGGCGCCGAGGGAGUAUAUGAGAGCUUUGAAUGCUACUAAAUUGGAGAGAGUGUUCGCAAAGCCUUUCCUAGGGUCACUAGAAGGUCACACCGACUCUGUUCAUUGCCUCAGAAAACAUCCAACCAGUUUAUCAACUGUUGCCUCAGGUGGAUGCGAUGGCACGGUCAGACUUUGGGAUCUCUCAACAAGAGCCUGUCAAAGAACUAUCAACGCACACAAAGGUUUCGUCAGAGGGUUGUGUAUGGAUAAGACUGGCCAGUUCUUAUUCACAGUUGGAGAUGACAAAACUAUCAAGAAAUGGAGAACAUUCCCGAGAAUGAACGACACAAGUCAAGAACCUUUAAAUACCAUUAUUGGAAAGAAUAUGUACAUCUCAAUCGAUCACCACUGGAAGGAUUCUACGUACGCUACGUGCGGGUCAAAGGUCGACAUCUGGGAUGAGACGCAUGCUGACCCCAUCAGGUCAUACUCGUGGGGGUCGGAUAGUAUACACAGCAUCAAAUUCAACCCAGUCGAGACGUACAUGCUGGGCAGCUGCACGCAGGAUAGAAACAUCAUUCUGUAUGACAUGAGAGGGGCGGCACCGCUCAGGAAGGUCGUCAUGGAGAUGAGAACAAACACAAUCGCCUGGAAUCCGAUGGAGGCUUUCGUAUUCACCGCAGCUAAUGAAGAUUAUAACUUAUACACAUUUGACAUGAGAAUGUUAAAGACUGCCCUCAAUGUUCACAUGGACCACGUCUCUGCGGUUGUGGAUGUAGAUUACUCACCGACAGGCAAGGAGUUUGUGACUGGCAGCUUUGAUAAGACCGUCAGGAUCUAUGCUGCGGAUAAAGGACACAGUCGUGAGAUAUACCAUACCAAACGCAUGCAACAUGUAAGCUGUGUGAGAUGGAGUCUUGAUAACAAGUAUAUUCUCAGUGGAUCCGAUGAGAUGAACAUCAGGAUAUGGAAGGCCAACGCUUCAGAGAAACUUGGAAAGCUGAAUCGAAGAGAAGAGGCUUCCACCCUGUACAAUUCUAAACUAAAAGAGAAGUUCCAGCAUCAUCCACAGGUCAAGAGAAUCAGCAGACAUCGUCAUGUACCUAGUAUGGUCUAUAAGGAGACCAAGACCAUACGUAUACAGAAGGAAUCGAGAAAACGAAAGGAGCACAACCGAAGAAAACACAGCAAGCCAGGAACAGUGCCAUUCAAAGCCGAAAGGAAGAAGCAUAUCCUAUCAGAAGUCGAAUGAUCAGACGCUCUCUUUGAUAUUUAUUUCUCAUUUUUGUGAACAUUGUGCCCAUAAUGCCUGCUUUAUAGAGUAUUCCAGGCUAGGGCCCCGCUUUAACCAAGGAUUGUGAUCGAUCCAAUCAGUCUCACAUAUGGAAAGCCAGCCACACCAUUAUUCCAGGCUAGGGCCCUGUGUUACAAAAAAGUGUCAGUCCCAACUAUGGAAAGCCAGCCACAACAUCAUGUCAGGUUAGGACCAUGUUUUCCAAAGGAGUGUGAUGAUCCAAUUAGUCUCAACUAUGGAAAGCCAGCCACACCAUCAUUUCUAAGCUAGGGCCCUGUUUUACAAAGGAGCAUGAUGGAUUUUAAUCAGUGGCAACUUUGGGAAGACAGCCACACCCUCAUUCCAGGCUAGGGCCCUGCAUGUGUUUUACAAAGGAUUGUCAUCGAUCAAAUCAGUCUCAACUAUGGAAAGCCAGCCACACCAUUAUUCCAGGCUAGGGCCCUGUUUUACAAAGGAGUGUGGUGGAUUCAGUCAAUCCCAACUAUGGAAAGCCAGCCACACCAUCAUUCCAGGCUAGGGCCAUGUUUUGCAAAGGAUUGUCUUCGAUCAAAUCAGUUGCAACUCUGGAAAGUCAGUCAAACAAUCAUUCUAGGCUAGGGCCAUGUUUUACAAAAAAAGUGUCAGUCCCAACUAUGGAAAGCCAGCCACAACAUCAUUCCAGGCUCGGGCCAUGUUUUACAAAGGAUUGUCUUCGAUCAAAUCAGUCCCAACUAUGGAAAGCCAGACACACCAUCAUCCCAGUCUCAGGCCCUGUUUUACAAAGGAGUGUGAUGGAUUCAGUCAAUCCCAACCAUGGAAAGCCAGCCACACCCUCAUCUGGAAUUCAUCUGUCAUUUCUGUGGAUCGUUUCAUCGACAUCUGUCAACAACAAAUCAUAGCUGACAAUUUUCCUUGGUGUUGAUUGGCUGAGAAGGACAAGUAUCUGACUGUUUCUAUAGUAACUGUCUGAUUAAAGAAACAUUUAAAAAUCUGGGAAGGUUUAGACAAAGAACUCUGAUGCUGUUGGCUUUCCAUAAUAUGUAAGAUUGAUCAUAACAAUCACAUUUAUUUACGAUGACCAGGACAUUCCAUUCCUUUGUUUGAAUAGCUCGCCACCAUUGAAGAGUGAUUCUAAUAUUCAGAUAUAUGAGAUGGCGUAUGUGUUCUUUGUGCUAAGCAAAUGCCAAAAAAAAAAAAUUAACAACAUGAACGUUAUUAUUGGUUUACACAGUUGUCCAAUAAAACAAUACUGCAGGUUUCAUGAAAAUAACAUAAAAAGAUAUAAUUAUACACAUAGAGUUGCCAACCAUGAAAAAAAAUAGAAUUUGUUAUGAAAUUAUGACUAGAAUACAAAGAUACAAAAGGACAGUCUAAACCUAUUCCAGAAAGGAAUUGAUGGAAAGGGGGGGAAGUAAAAUAAAGUAUGUUGUAUUUUAA
Lytechinus variegatus (green sea urchin) is the source of this 2879-nucleotide messenger RNA. RefSeq names its product DDB1- and CUL4-associated factor 13-like (gene dcaf13). Gene Ontology annotation, biological process: maturation of SSU-rRNA from tricistronic rRNA transcript (SSU-rRNA, 5.8S rRNA, LSU-rRNA). Gene Ontology annotation, cellular component: small-subunit processome; nucleolus. The record is from RefSeq and is a predicted model, not a curated record. NCBI's taxonomy places the organism in Eukaryota, Metazoa, Echinodermata, Echinoidea, Temnopleuroida, Toxopneustidae. The coding region runs from base 81 to 1421 and encodes 446 amino acids. Gene Ontology annotation, molecular function: protein binding. The transcript is spliced from 10 exons.